CGGUGCAGCUACGGUCACGUCGGAUCCGUUUGGGAUUUCAUUGCGAAAAAAUAAAAGAAUCAAGGCAACGGCGCGGCGACGACGACUCAACUGCAAUUUGAAGAAAAGUUGUGGGUGCUUGGCAGACAGAGAUUCAGGGCGUGUGACAGCGAUCGCGAGUGUAGUGCUAAUUACCCGUUCGCAGGCAAAGUGACACAGGCACGAGCGGCAAAAUGAGCGCACCUGGCAUGGAUAAAAGAAAACUCUCCACAUCGGGCGACUCGCUCUACGAAAUCCUGGGACUUCCGAAGACGGCCACCGGCGAUGAUAUCAAAAAGACGUACCGGAAACUCGCACUCAAAUACCAUCCCGACAAGAACCCCGAUAAUGUCGAUGCGGCCGAUAAGUUCAAAGAGGUGAACCGGGCCCACUCGAUACUGAGCGACCAGACCAAGCGCAACAUAUACGACAACUACGGAUCCCUGGGCUUGUACAUAGCAGAACAAUUUGGCGAGGAAAAUGUCAAUGCGUACUUCGUGGUCACUUCGCCGGCUGUGAAGGCGGUGUUCAUUUGCUGCGCAGUGAUCACUGGAUGUUGCUGUUGUUGCUGCUGCUGCUGCUGUUGCAACUUCUGCUGCGGCAAAUUCAAGCCGCCGGUCAACGAGUCCCACGACCAGUAUUCACAUCUGAAUCGCCCUGAUGGCAAUCGAGAGGUCAACGAUUUGCCACCGCAUUUGGGACAGCCGCCACGUCUUGAGGACGCCGAUCUUGACGACGUGAAUCUAGGAGCGGGCGGAGCCCCCGUGACCUCACAGCCGCGCGAACAGGCCGGAGGACAGCCCGUUUUCGCCAUGCCGCCUCCCAGUGGAGCCGUGGGAGUCAACCCUUUCACCGGUGCUCCCGUGGCUGCUAACGAGAACACAUCGCUGAACACAACGGAGCAGACCACUUACACGCCAGAUAUGGUUAAUCAAAAAUAUUAGUCAAGUGCUGCGAGCGAAUCAAGCCCCAUGUGCAUGCGUACGCCACACAUUCAGAUACAGACACAGAAAAAUACAAACCCCUAAAUCGUAACAGAAAAAGAAAACCAGAUUUAUUUCCUAAUUAUUAAAGUUGUUUUUAAGAUGCGCGAUAUGUUGAAGCGAGUAAACAUAAAAACCUAUGUAUUUAUUUUAAGCCGUAGCACUUAGCUCUAAUUUUAAACAAUCUUACUUGGUGGCGGCCUCGUGGCCAGUCGUGUUGAUCUUGUUCCACUUCGGAUAAGUUUCACCAAUUCCAUUGUUUAAGCCAGUUACCUAGCUCUACAGCUAUAUAAAACUCGAAUCGAUAGCCAAGCUGCGCACCCACCAUCUCCACCUAUCCAGCCAUGCUAAGAACACCUGCGGUGUUAAUUAAAUUAUAUAUCGGGAGUUUAUCUAGACAUUUGCUUGGGGAUCGGAUCCCUUUCGGCGUAGCUCCGUGACUUGGGAGUCAGCCGCAGUGGACAAUGAAUCGACUUCUCGCGAAGAGAGGCACUGUAAUUAUAUAUAUGUAUAUGAUAUGUGUAUCUAGUUUGCAUUUGUGUCGUCGCCUAGUCUAGCUUAAUUGUUCGCAAGAUCGCCUCUUCACCGAUUGUUUCUGUUAAUUUGCACUAAAUUGUUAAAGCCCAAACUACUUAUGUAAAGAAGAUGAAUUGUCGAGCGACGCGCCAAGCAGAUUGCUCCGAUCCGAUUCUAAUGCAAAUGUAAAUAAGUCAACUUAAGCAAUUAAUCAUCACACAGUCAAGCAGCAGAGGUCGAUGAAGAAGGACACUAUAAAAGGCGAAAGUUAAUGGAAAGAUAAAUUAUAUAACAGAUAUUAAUAAUCCUCUCUUUAUAUAUAUAAAUUAAAUACGAGUAAUCAAAAGUUAAAUUGUAACCCCUGAAAGUAUUGCACAUAUGUAUUCUAAAAUUAUUUUCAAAAUGAAUUGUAUCCUGUUUGAUUUUCGUUUAAUUGUUAACCCGCUUUUAAAUGUAAAUGAAUGCAAUUAGUACGGCAGUAGCUAACUUUUAUAUACCUAGAACCCCCCAUUAUAAAUCAUUGACAUAAAUUAUGCGGAUCAGCUCUGGGCCAGGUUUGAACUUAUAGGGUUCGUAUGUCCGAGUGUUCCUGGCUCAUCUAUAGAAGAAACAUGCAUAUAUGAAAUUCAAUUAAUGAUAAUUACAUUUUGAGGUCUUGCCUGUGUAUUUAUUGUUCGUACAAGUCAAAGGCAAAAAUACUAAGUAAACUAAAUUUAAACUUAACAAUUGUUUCCAAAUUUCAAUUGUAUUCUGGUAUAACACGAAGAAACCGAAAUAAAUUUACUAUACAAACUCA
Messenger RNA from Drosophila rhopaloa, 2313 nucleotides. It is a transcript of the gene Csp, whose product is annotated as dnaJ homolog subfamily C member 5 homolog. The transcript has 7 exons. Gene Ontology annotation, biological process: regulation of neuromuscular synaptic transmission. The record is from RefSeq and is a predicted model, not a curated record. Gene Ontology annotation, cellular component: type Is terminal bouton. Bases 213 to 962 code for a protein of 249 amino acids. Lineage: Eukaryota; Metazoa; Arthropoda; Insecta; Diptera; Drosophilidae.